Messenger RNA from Phyllopteryx taeniolatus (common seadragon), 1313 nucleotides. RefSeq names its product mesoderm development LRP chaperone (gene mesd). Bases 27 to 677 code for a protein of 216 amino acids. The transcript has 3 exons. Lineage: Eukaryota; Metazoa; Chordata; Actinopteri; Syngnathiformes; Syngnathidae. Gene Ontology annotation, biological process: protein folding. The record is from RefSeq and is a predicted model, not a curated record.
CCAAUCAGAUCAGACCAUCUGUAAACAUGGCGUCUGACUGUCGUUGGCAAUGUGUAGCGCUCCUCUUUUGUACUUGUUUGCUUUAUUCUUUGGCGACUGACAGUAAGGAGAAGCCCAAGAAAAAGAAGGACAUAAGAGACUACAAUGAUGCCGACAUGGCUCGUCUUCUUGAACAGUGGGAGAAGGAUGACGACAUCGAGGAAGGUGAUCUUCCAGAGCACAGGAGAGCUCCUCCUCCCGUCGACUUCUCCAAGAUUGACCAGUCCAAACCUGAAGAUCUGCUCAAAAUGUCCAAGAAGGGCCGCACCCUGAUGGUUUUUGCUACAGUGUCGGGGGAACCCACUGAGAAGCAGACAGAGGAGAUCACAAGCCUGUGGCAGGGCAGCCUCUUCAAUGCCAACUAUGACAUUCAAAGAUUUGUGGUGGGCUCCAACCGGGUGAUCUUUAUGUUGCGAGAUGGCAGCCUAGCAUGGGAAGUCAAAGAUUUCCUGCUGACCCAGGAGCGUUGCUUGGACGUAACUGUCGAAGGGCAGGUGUUCCCCGGCAAGGCUGCCAAGAAGGACAACAGCGAGUACAAGCAGGAGAAUGACGCGAACGCCAAGAAGAAGAGCAGAAAGAAGACGGAGAGCAAGAAGGUAGAUUUGGAAGGGAACAGAGCCACGAAACAGGACUUAUGAUGGAGUAACAAAGAGUUGUCUCUUGAUUUGUCCGAGAGGCUGCAGGACCACAUGAGCAGGUUGCGCGGUCAUUUAGCAAGGAACUAAUAAAUCGUCUUGACUGCCGAGCACUUCCAUUGGUGUAUUGUUGAUCGUCAUCUAUGCUUUUGCAAAUACCGUUUUUUUCUGUGUGAUUAAGUCCCAACGGUAGUCACGAAAAGCAGUCUUCUGAGUUGGCAAUGAAGUUUCCCUUCACAUACGUGCAAGCAUGUCAUUUAGUUGACCUUCGGCUCCUGUUCUGUCAAGGACUUUUUGCUCCUGUCCUCCUUCAAGCUGUGUUUAAAAAAAAAAAAAAAAAAAUUAGCUCGCUUGCUUCUUUCCUCUUGAUUUCAGCAAUCCAGCACCCUCAUGCUGGUCUGUGGAGACUGAAUUGAGGCAUGUUUUUCCUCAUUUACUACCAACUUCACACAACAUUUAGACCAGGGGUUACCAGUAUGGUGCCAACAUACAGAGCCGGUAGGUUCUAAGGACCACAUGAGUCGACAGGGGCCCUGUUCUAUCCUCACCAUUGACCUAUUUCAUUUUUGUCUUGCUAAUUUAGCUGUUUUCCCAGCAAAACUGUAUAAAGGAAAAAUAAAAUAAAAGAAAUGAAAUCUG